This is a messenger RNA of Falco peregrinus (peregrine falcon), 11886 nucleotides long. It is a transcript of the gene RORA, whose product is annotated as RAR related orphan receptor A. The transcript is spliced from 11 exons. Gene Ontology annotation, molecular function: RNA polymerase II cis-regulatory region sequence-specific DNA binding; zinc ion binding; nuclear receptor activity. NCBI's taxonomy places the organism in Eukaryota, Metazoa, Chordata, Aves, Falconiformes, Falconidae. The record is from RefSeq and is a predicted model, not a curated record. Gene Ontology annotation, cellular component: nucleus. Gene Ontology annotation, biological process: regulation of transcription by RNA polymerase II; negative regulation of inflammatory response. Bases 99 to 1673 code for a protein of 524 amino acids.
UCUCCCUUCUGCUUCCCUACCAUAGAGUUGCGCUGGAAACAGAAGAUAGAGGGAGUGUAGGAGCUCGCCAUCUCCAAGCGAUCUACAUUGGGAAAAACAUGGAGUCCGCUCCGGCAGCCCCCGAUCCAGCAGCCAGUGAGCCGGGCAGCAGCGUCUCCGAGGCGGCCGCCGGCGCCAGGGACACCCCGGUGAACCUGGAGCCUGCCCGGAAAAGCGAUGCGCCGGCUCCCGUCCGCAGGCAGAGCUACUCCAGCAGCAGCAGCAGAGGUAUUUCUGUAACAAAGAAGACUCAUACAUCUCAAAUUGAAAUUAUUCCAUGCAAGAUCUGUGGAGACAAAUCAUCAGGAAUCCAUUAUGGUGUCAUUACAUGUGAAGGCUGCAAGGGCUUUUUCAGAAGGAGUCAGCAAAGCAAUGCUACGUACUCCUGUCCUCGCCAGAAGAACUGUUUGAUUGACCGAACCAGUAGAAACCGCUGCCAACACUGUCGAUUACAGAAAUGCCUUGCUGUGGGGAUGUCUCGAGAUGCUGUAAAGUUUGGUCGAAUGUCAAAAAAGCAGAGGGACAGCCUGUACGCGGAGGUGCAGAAACAUCGAAUGCAGCAGCAGCAGCGAGAUCAUCAGCAGCAACCAGGAGAGGCAGAACCACUAACACCAACAUACAAUAUCACCACCAAUGGGUUAACAGAGCUACAUGAUGACCUCAGUAAUUACAUUGAUGGGCAUACCCCUGAAGGUAGCAAAGCAGACUCUGCAGUUAGCAGCUUCUACUUAGACAUACAGCCUUCUCCAGAUCAGUCGGGUCUUGAUAUUAAUGGAAUCAAACCAGAACCAAUAUGUGACUACACACCAGCAUCGGGCUUCUUCCCUUAUUGUUCUUUUACAAAUGGGGAGACCUCUCCAACUGUGUCCAUGGCAGAAUUAGAACACCUGGCACAGAACAUUUCCAAGUCGCACAUGGAAACUUGCCAGUACCUGCGGGAGGAGUUGCAGCAGAUCACAUGGCAGACCUUUCUGCAGGAGGAAAUAGAGAACUACCAGAACAAGCAAAGGGAGGUAAUGUGGCAGUUAUGCGCAGUCAAAAUAACAGAAGCUAUACAGUAUGUAGUGGAAUUUGCCAAACGCAUUGAUGGCUUUAUGGAACUGUGUCAAAACGAUCAAAUUGUGCUUUUAAAAGCAGGGUCUUUAGAGGUUGUGUUCAUCAGAAUGUGCCGUGCCUUUGACUCCCAGAACAACACAGUCUACUUUGAUGGCAAGUAUGCUAGCCCAGAGGUUUUCAAGUCCUUAGGUUGUGAAGACUUCAUUAGUUUUGUGUUUGAAUUUGGAAAAAGUUUAUGUUCUAUGCACCUGACGGAAGAUGAGAUAGCUUUGUUUUCUGCAUUUGUUUUAAUGUCAGCAGAUCGCUCAUGGCUUCAGGAGAAAGUAAAAAUUGAAAAACUCCAACAGAAGAUCCAGCUAGCACUUCAGCAUGUCCUACAGAAGAACCACCGAGAAGAUGGAAUUCUAACAAAGUUAAUAUGCAAAGUGUCUACUUUAAGAGCACUGUGUGGACGACAUACAGAAAAGCUUAUGGCAUUUAAAGCAAUAUACCCAGACAUUGUACGACUUCAUUUUCCUCCACUUUACAAGGAGUUGUUCACUUCAGAAUUUGAGCCAGCGAUGCAAAUUGAUGGGUAAACGUAUCACCUAAGCACUUCUAGAAUGUCCGAAGUACAAACAUUAAAACAAAAGAAAGGAAAAAAAAAAAAAAAAAAAAGAAAGAAAACCAAGACACUUUAUAUGGCCCUGCACAGACCUAGGGAGCCAACACACUGCACAUCUCUUGGUGGUCGGGGUCAGGCGAAGGAUGGGAAACAAUGAAACAAAGUUGAACUUGUUUUUCUCAUGCAUAUGAUUUCCAUUAUGCCUACAAAUAUGGACCCUUUUUCUGUCUCAACUUCUCAAUCCUUGACCUCUGUUUACACAGACUGAGGGUACUAAUGUCAGAAGGUUGUCUUCUCUUGUAGUUCACUGCCCAGACUUUUGACAGAACAAUCAAUUUGUUGAUCAGAACAGAGAGUCCACCUAGUAAUCAGCGACUGGUGUGCAUUGCAGAGAUUUCAGCAUCAGUUUGCACAACUUGCUCAUUGUUUCAUGAAGGACGAUUUUUUUCACCUACCACUGUUUGCCAGUAGACAGAACGGCAUGAAAAGGGUCCAUAGCAAUAGCAACAAUAGCAUUAUAAUAUAUUACAGGGUAAAUGGGCAUGAAGACUAUAUAUAGCAAAAGAGAUAUUGUUUAUAUAUUGUUUUAAUUAAUAUAAAAUGUAGUUACUGGUAUAGCUUUUCUUGUUGAAUUGAUAAGGCACUUUCAUUUUGCACCUUUUUCUUUAAAUUAAAUGCUAGCGUGUUCAUUGUUGUGUUGCAUGUGCACCAGAAAUUCAAGUUUAACUGAAAAAGGUUUGGCAGGUACUGGUACAUUGGGAGGUAUUUAUGCUGCUGUUUUCCAUGUUACUUUUAAAGAGAGGCUGGUCAUAUCCUGAAAUGGUUACAGUGGUUUGUUUUUUUUUAAAGAGUUGAAAAUUAUGACAAUUUUCUAAAUUAAAAUCAGCUUUUCAGCUGUUAAAUGCAAGGGUACUUUUUAUUUUCAAAUCUUUCAAACCUGGAUGUUUAAAAUUACAUGCCUAAAUUCAAAUUUAGGUGCACAAGUCAAAAGCCUCAUUUUCAAAGGUGCUGAGUUUCCGUGGUCAAAGUUAAACUAAGCAAUUACAGAUCGUUUACAAAUGAGUAACACAGCAUCCUUGAAAAUCAGGCUAUUAAAUAACAUGUCUUUCUGCCCACUGUAAAUCCAGGUUUGAAGAUAUUUACUCAAGUCUAUAUCUACAGUAAAAGUAUGUGUGUAUGACAUGUAUGUUGAAAAGUAAUUUUUAUACAUAAUAUUACAUACUUUUGUACUCCAUAUCGUAAACAAUGCCUUCAAAUUCCAAACUCUAGCCUAUGAGACACCGACCCAUGUUCUUCCAGCAUCCGGCAGUUCAGUUUCAGGUAGCUGAACAGAGAAGUCCAUUGCUCUCCUUAUUUAAAAAGAUGCACUUUAAAGUUGAUGAGGACAGAGUAACGAAGUAAAGACACGCUGUUGCUAGAAAGCAUUCUUCUGUACUCUGUAUAAUGCCUGGAAAUCAUUAAUACGAUAAAUCUGCAUUCUGUAAUUCUGAAAUUGUGAUUCCCAUUUUGCAUAACUAACCAAUAAGCUGAAUCUCACAGUCUUUGUUAUUAUUAAUUACCAUUCCCUUUAGGAAGAACACUGUCUCAGAGCACAUUUAGCAAGUAAACCUAGUUCUGAAGGAAGCAGAUUCACGAUAAACAAUAUCACAAAAUAAACUCUGGCUGGCUGAGCCAGAGGUGCAUAAUUGGUCUGAAUGAGAUGAACAUGUAUAACCGAAUGCUAUGUAAGCCUACACAAAUGAAGUUUCUGAUGAAGUACAUAAGAAAAAGCCAGGAACUUUAAAAAAGAAAAAGGAAUGAGAUGGAAUGUGCUCCACUGCUUUAAUUUCCAAGGAUAAACAAUCUCUUACAUAUAUUAGAGUCGCUGAGAAGUAACAGAAUUGAAGAGAAGCACACCAAAGCCUAACUAUUUUAAAAAGGAAAAUUAGGUCAGUGGGUUAUUAUAAGCAAAACAGAGGUUUAUUCUGUGAUUUAAGUAUGUUUCCUCUGAGGUCAAAUUGAGACAUUUAGCUAUGACACCUAUUAAAAAUUCUGUAGUCUUCCCCAUCAGGGAAGUUACAGCUAUCACUGAUCUCUGUGGUUUGAAAGGAGGGGUAGAUGAGCAUCAUAUGUUUCACCUUCAAAGCAGUAAGCCCCUGGAGUAUGGGAGGAGAGCACCUGCACCUCUGUGAGCACUGGGAUGGAGGCAUGAGGGGGCUUUUGGAAAAAGCCCACAGAGCCAUCUUUUUACCGCUCCAUCCUGCCUGCUCCCGAAGUGGUGGCUCGCAGCCCAGCACAUGCUCUCUUUAGUCCUACUGAAACACUCUUCCUAGAAUCAUUGUUUACUUUAUUGGAGUAACUGGCAUGAUAUGGUACUUUCAUUCUAACGUGUGUUUCUAUUUUUAAAGCAACCCUUUUAACUAACAAAUGUUUUCCGAAUGUGACCAGCCUUAGGUGCUAGUCCUGUAAAGAUCAACUAAACUUAAUUUCAGUGUCAACUAAUGAAUAAUGAAGUAAGACCUGUACUUUUUUAGAGAGUGAGGUACAACUCCUACUUCUGACAAUAAGCAGACUACCAAGCAAAAUAUUUGGGGAUUAAUUUUCAGUCACAUCCUUUUCUUACCUUUUCCUGAUGAAUAUUAGUACUUUACCAGGCAUCUAGGUGCUGAUGGUUUUGUUUGGUAUCUAGUUCAGCAUAUUUACACCCAUAAGUCAUUGACAACACGGACUUUGGAGCAUUUACUAAUAAAAUACAGAACAAUAAAAAGGUUCCCUAUAGAGCCUUAGCUGAAAGCCCUUUGCAUCUGAAGACAGCUUGUGACGUGAACAUCCAGGCCAGAAAGUGCUAUCUUUUUUGUCCUGUGUACUCACACCUUGUUAAAUCAGGCUCUGCGUACAUACCCCAGGUAACUCAGCUUUCCCGAUUACAGUUAACAGCUGCUUGGCAGUAGAGUAUUGUUUUUGUGUUGCUCUUCAUGGAGAGGGGAAAAAAGGGGUACAGCAUGGCAGAUGUGCUGAUAAGACUUCUGUUGCCAAGGAGGCUUUUAUGAAAGGAGACACAGAAUAAUGUCAGUGGUGGCUGAGGGCAACGGCCAUACGCAUGUAAGAACCCAGCGCAGCAGAGGAAAUGCACUCUGCAGAACCUCUGGGACUAUGGCCUGGUAUCAGAUGAUCAACUGAAUAUUCAGUUAAAAAACAUACUGGGUGGGGGUCAAUGGAUAUUCACAUAAGUAUUUUCAUAAUCUGCCCUGUUCACUACAAACAAAAACAUGAGGAUAGGUGAAGAUAAAGGGGUAAUAUAUCCAUUUCAAAUGAUCUGUUCCUUAAAGUCUGCAAAGAGAUUGUCACUGGGUGUUCUGUCUAUCCACAAAGAUGUUUUCAGGCUUUCUAUGAAAAAGAUACUAUACUAUGCUGUCCUUUGAACACCCUAAUAUACUUCGACAUAGCCAGCAAAACUAUGGGAUUAGGUGGAAAGGGAGGCUGGUUUUAAGUUUGGUUGUUCUUUAUUAAAGCUUACCUAUCUUAGUAUGGAUACCAAGAUAUCUGUGCGUGUAUGUGCACCUGUGUGUGUGUGAGAGAGAGUACAUUUGUGUGCGCACAUGAAUAUAUGCGUGGGUACGUGUGAGUGGCUGCUUCUAGGCUGUUAAGUGUCAAUGGAAUAAAGAAAAUGUAUUCAAAAUACUUAAGUCAAAAAUAGAAGGUGGAAAAAAGAAUUUAUUCUAUACAAAGCCUUGUCUGGACCACUUUAGAGAGACUUCUAUUUUUUUAACCCUUCUAUAAAUGUUUGAUGGCACUUGAAAUAUUCCUGCAAUAAAAUGUGAUUUGUGUAAACAUUAAAAAAAAAAAGAUUUUGUAAUGUGAAACAAUGAAAGAAAGUAAUGUAAUUUUUCUAAAAAACAAAAAAAAAAACAAACGAACGAACUUUGUAUUAUUUUCUUGAUGGAAUUUGUCUAUUUGUCUUUGGAAAACUUUUUAUUUCAUUGAAUGUGCCAUAGUAGAGGUGUGUUUUUCUUUUUCUUUCCUUUUUUUUUUUUUUUUUUACAUUUUUAGAUUAAAGGAAUAGCUGUGUUCCGACAUUCCAAAAUGCAAGAUGACAUAGCAGUCAUGAUUAAAAGGUUUGAUUAGUAAGCUUCAAUCAUUGUUGCUUUUUUUGCACAUGUUCUUCAUUCCUCUACAGUGCAAUAUGUACAUAGAGCACUUGCGGGUGUAACCUUGAUCCCUCAGGGAAAAAUACAUAUUUGUACAGGAUUUUUCUUUUUUUCUUUCUUUUUCUUUUUUUUUUUCUCUUUUUUUUUUUUUUUUUUUGCUAAGGAAUGUCGAUUGAAUCACUUGUCUGUUGUUGAGGGGCAGCCAGAUAAUAAUCCUAAACCACUGUCACAAAACAUUGAUUGUUUAAAUUUUGUGCCCUUUUAUUAUUUAAAAACAAAAAAUAAAAGUUAUUUUCUGACAGUUCAUUGUGCUGAUUGGUGAAAAAAAGGGUAAAUAGAUAAGCACCUUAUGAUUGACUUAACUGUGAAUGACAAUCCAUCUCGUUGCCAACAACAGAAGCCCUAUCAUUUUGGAGCUGGGGUUAAGAGUCAGAAACUAAUGUGCUCAGGGAUCUUCUAAAACUCUUCAACAGGGUGGCCAGUACUACUGGUGGAACAAAUUACUUUUAAAAAAAUAUGCUAGUAUUUCUUCCCUUCCCCCUCCCCCCAAGGCACAAGAGAACUGGAUAUUAUUUUUACCUAAGUGCUCUAGGUGUGCCUCAUUCUUGUACUCAGUUUUUGCAGUAUAGCUGCUCUUUGGUCUUUAUUUUGUUCAAAACAAAAGUACUCCGAACAGUGCAAAGGUUUUGCAAUUGUGUUUUAGAAAAUAAAUUCAUGCUGACUCAUUAAAUAAAUUAUUUAAAGUACUUUCAAUACCCUCUGGACACUUUUAUAAUGAUAGGACUAUUUUUCCCGCUGAAUUUCAGUGUUUUGCAAUAGAAAAUGGGUUUACAGUAUUUAAAUUAUUGUCAAAGGGAACAAAUCAGGUUAUGGUAGUACAGUAAGCAUGGAAAGGUAAUGAUUAGGUUUUGGCAAUGAAGUCACAUAGAAAAGAACAUAGAUCCGCAGGAAUACAAGAACAACGUUUCAGACAUUGUCUGUCAUUGUUGCGUUUGCUUCAUGGUAAAGCAAAAAAACCUGACUGGAAAGAAACACUGAGGUUGAAGACAUUGUCACAUCUAGUACAUCAAAUACAGCAAUUCCAAGUGAUGACAAUAGCACCAAAACACAGCAAUGUCUAGAAAGUGUCCAAGUGCCAAACUGUAGAAUUCUAGAAGCCUGAUCCAAUAUUUUACCUGAAAAAGCAGGUAGAAAAGUACAAACAAAAUGAGCAAGAUUUCGAGACUUUGGGUAGACUGGGAAAAGAGUGAAUUUCUCCACCAAACAUGUCUGCUUGCAAAAAGCAUCAAUUCUCCAAUAUUUUAAGUUAUUGAGGGGUUUUUCACUGGGUACAUGGCUUCCAGUUGUUUACUUCAGGUUGCUUAAUAAAUAGGGAAAGCUUUCUUACAGUUUUACAAGCUGACAGUCCAGUUUAGCUUGGAAUGGCCUUCCAAGGCAGGCAACUGCUUAGCAAGUACGACCUCUUGAUCAGUUGAUGUUCUGGCAUCUUCAGUAGAAGAAAAUUCCUAUUGCUGAUUCACAAUAGAACAUAUUCUUUACACACUUGCCUAACAAUUAAACAUACUGUUAAUAUGUACAAUCUGUAAGAUGUUUCAACUACGUAGUGUGGUGAUCCAAAUAUUACAGUAUCUUUUUUUGGAUUGGCAUACGUUCCUCAGUCUGUACUUGAUGAACAAAAGAGGUUGCACAGUGUAAGCUGUGUAAACGACGUGUAUUCUUUUUCUCUACACAUUCCUAAACUCCCUAAUGUAGAUAAACUUCUUAAUAUAAAAGUCAGAAACAGCAUUUACUAUCCAAUAUCCAAAAAUAAUAAGAAUUUUCUCUUUGAGUAUUCAGUAUGUGAAAUUCUAUAUGUGCUAGCUGUUUCAGAUUGCACAGAACACCUUUAUUUUCCUUAGCUGGAGAAAUAUAACUAUUAGAAUUAUUUUUUAAUUACUAAUGCUAAUAUUUAUUACUUUAAAAGUUUCAUCCAUGAAUAUAUUUGAAUAUUAGUGUCCUAUUUUCUUUAUGCUUAAAUAUUCCUUCCAGUAAAUCAUUUGGUGGAAAUGAGGGCAAAUGCAUACAGAUACCAAAUAAAACAACAAAAAGAAAAGUUUUAAAAUUUAAAUGAGUAUUUAUUUAAAAAAUCAUUGCAGUAUGUGCUUUAAUCCUAGUACUGUGAUAAUAGCUCACUAAAUAAUGCUAAGUCACUGGACUUGAGGGGAAAAUAUGUAAUGUUUAGGACAAUAUACAGUCUAUCUUUGGAACUUUAUUCAGGUACUAAAUAGAAUUUGAACAUCAAAAUAAAGCUGUAUUCUACCUUUUCCAUAUGUAAUGUUGCUUUUUUAUAUUUUUUUUUUGCCUUUAUCAUUGGUAGAAUAUAGCAAUAACUUUAUAGCAAUAAGUAGGCUAUCCAAAUAAGAAGCAAAACAUGAUAAAGGCUUCAGAUCAAUACUCACAGGUUCAUUUCUUCUGCCACAAUAUUCACUUGUACGUCUUCCCUCAUAAUCUCAUCAUUUCUUCAAGCUGAACUUCACAAUCAAGUUGUUCAGCUUGUGUGACAUCACACCUUUUUCUUAACAUUUGCAUGUUUUUGGUGUUCAUAUGUCCUUUGUAUACUUGUUUUCCUGUAAGUCAGUGUUUCUCAAGGUUUCUGAAAGCACAAUCUCUCUUGGCUAUAUUUCUCUGUAGGGCUCCAUGUGUUGGAAUGACCUUACUUUUUCUGGGGCAGGGAGUGCAAACCAGCUGUAAUUACUGGCGGCAUUCGGUAACUGAAGGAACUGGGCUGCUGCUGGUACUUGGGAACUCCAUGGCGAGCGCAAAUGCUUGCAGCCAACAGCCAGCUCUUCCAGCUCCUCCACACUGUGGGGGCUGAGCUGCAACCACUAAGUGGGACGAGUUUCCUGGCCGGCGUGCUCGUCUACACUCGCUCUGUACUAGAGAGCCAAGCUACAUUUGCUCGGUACAGCAUUUUGAUAGGAAUCUAAACACUUUGGCAUCUUUCAAAUGUUUGUGACUUUCAGUUUGAGAAACACUACCCUAAAUUACCCCACAAAGUCUUAAUGUAGAUGCACAAACUUUACAGGAACUUGCAAUCUGUAACGCUAUCUAUAUCUAAUGCAGAGAAUUCAUAAGCAAUACAGUGAAUUUUAUUUCACAAAAAGGCAUACGUACUGUACACCUUUCUAAAUCCAAAAGUUCCUCAUUUCUACAUUGAUUUAGAAACAAGUUACAGAACAGUGGUGAAUAAUUGAACUAUUAGGACAUUAACUGGCUGCUUCUAUAUAUGUAACUGUACUGUCUGCCUGCUCCUUUUCUGGAGAUGUGUUUUUGUAUUGGAUGUUUGGGCCAAUGGGAGGCUUCAAGCUACAAUGUAUUUUCCCAGAUUAAAUAUAUUUAACAUACGACAAACCCCAGACAAGGCUUUUUAAAAUGUAUAAAGAACUGCAGUGUUAGGUGGUUUAUUUGCAAACUGUUUUCAAUGUUGUCCAUUUUUAUGGCACCUUUAACAAUAUUCUUGUUUCCAAAGUACAAAAAAAAAGGUUAAAAAUACUCUAGCCAUAACUGAAUGUCAAGCAAUAAAAACAAAUGACUUUUUGUGCAUAGAUUUAAAAGAAAUACAAGUUUUAGACAUCUGCAUGUAAAUGCAAUCUCUUGUUUACCGCUUUCUUAAACUUGAGCAACUGAUUCCUUAUUUUACUACUAAUUUAAGGACUUGUAAUGGCCUGUAAACAUUUUAUCUUGCUCUAUUCUUUCAACUCUAACUUUGUCUCUGCUUUGGAGUCAUAAUAUUUAAUGUUGUUCUGCUCACCUCUAUACAGUUAACUUUUUGCUUUCAUUCUGUAUAGAUAAACUUAUACUAUAAACAGCCUACACAGUGCAAAUAUUUAUCUGUUUAUCAAAUACCACAUUAUGCUGUAUAAUAUCUGUUUUACUAUAUAAUCUAUUUUAGACAUAGCUGUUUAGAACUAGAGUGUGCUAUUUUUGUGUUUUUCUGAUGUGUGGUGCUAGAUAAGUUACUUUUGUGAACAAAAGCAAACAAACCCCUUUUAUUCCUAGACAAUACCACCUUUGGGUCUUGUUAAUUUCACUGAGUAUAACUAUAUAUAAAUAUAUAUAUAUUUGUGUAUAUAUAUAUAUACACCAACAUAUGCCCAACAAGUACCUGUAUCAGAGUACAAGAUUUGGGACAUGGUUUUCUCUUUAAAUGCAUAGUGUCAUUAUAUAAAUUAUUCUAUAGUAUAUUUAAUAAGGAGAAAAUUACUUCACCGGUACAGAUACUUGAUAUCAAAUGUAGAAUUUUUUUCUACAUUAUUAACAUUAUUAAUUAUUAACGUUAUUAAAAAUGUUCUGUCCAGCUUGUUAUCCUUUUGGUUACUAAAACAGUCUGCCUGUAUUGUAUCAGAAAAAAGAAAAACAUCUAAUCUGCCAGUAUAAAGUAAUUACAAUAUGCUGUCUGUCUGAAAGGGAGGUAGCUAUUUGGCUUGUUGGGAGAGUUCUAUCCUGUCAUUGCAUCUGAUAUUUAUAGAUGUUAUUCUGCUGGGUGCCUUCCUCCCUCUUCACUUUAAAUAGGAUCUGUACACACUCAAACUGCGGAUGUUACUAGGCCACACCUACACACUUAACUCCAGUUACUGUAAAUACGAAUUUUCUGUAAAUUUUCCAUGAUUGAUUGAUGGCUAAAUUCAGCCCUUGGAUAUGCUUUAUAAAUCAUGCAUACAUAUCCAAGGACAGCCAUUAGCGACUAAAGUUAAUUAAGAAGUGGAAUUUGCAAUGUUUUGUCAGGUCUGGGGGUUUUGUUUUUAUUUUUCAUGUAUACCUUAAUUUACGUAGUCAUGUACCCUUAAAAGUUUUCCUAUCCCCUGUUCCUUCAUUCUAGAUAAUUGUUUUCAUGUUAAUUCUUAAAAACUGAUGGAUAUCAAAUAUCUAACUAAGGAGGUAAUUAACCUUUUAAAUAUUUAUUAGAAUUUUUCUGUAAUAUUACUGAAUUUAUAAGAUCUUUAGCAAAGAUUUUUGAGCAAUUUAUUAAAUACAAUGUUUCUGUUUACUGCACUUUUUGAUAAUAGAAGGUAGUGAAUUUUAAAGCCAUGGUUCUUGGCUUCCAUGCACUGCUUUUAUACCCUCAAUCCAAGGAAUAUAUAUAUAUAAAUAAUUUUUUUUAAACAGCAAACAUACUGUUGUCCUAAAAAUAAAUACAAACUUUACUGCACCGUGGGUAUAUUUUCAUAAGUGGAAUGUUUUAACUGCAAACACUAUCAGGACAAUUAUAAAAACCUCUUGAAGCUACAAUCUUAUUUAAAUAUAAGCCAUGACAAUUUUAUUUUCCCUUGUUGAUUUAAGUCACCUUUUGAUAUUUUCAAAGAGAAAAGGACUCGCUCUUAAAUUUGUAUGUACCAACAUAAUACCAGGAACACGUUCUCCCUGUUGUUUUAAUAGUUUGAUAUAUUUAUGCAAAAUCAUUUGGUUAACGUAUAUUCUCCCUGUUUACUAAAUGUUCAACGUAACAAGACCAGAAUAAAUGCUGAUUACAAAUAAACAUCAGUUUGAAGAUUAAGCACAUAAGACUUCAAAAAACCUCGUUGAGUGAUACGCUCAAAUUUCUGUAAAUACACACAAGUUUAAAUGCAAUUAUACUGUACAUGUAAAUAUAUGCUGUCUGUUAUGUGUACAGUAUGUAUAAAUUCCUUUUCUAGCCACAAUAAAUCGUAAGCCAUCAAGAGGAAUACUAAAGUAGUAUUGUACUAAACCUUUGCUAAUGAUCUUUACCCAAUCACUUUUCACUUUCAUGGACCUUUCCAACUCACUCUUACGAUAGCCUGCUUAUAUUCAAGUUUGUUAUUUUACUCAGUCCCGAAAAAAAGUAUUUUGAUUCAUUUUGUAAAUAUGACUGUAAAAAUAAGAGAUUUAAUGUUGUCUUUUAAAUACUCCAAUUUUCAUUCUAAUAUGAAUGUUGUUAUAUUGUACUUAGAAACUGUACCUUUAAUAUUACAUUACCUUUAUUAAGUGCAUUGAACACAUCGAUUUUAGAUGUGCUUUAUGUACUGUUAUCCUGUAAUAAAACUUCAGCUUCUAAUGGAAAAA